AUGACUGGCCAGGUGGCAGAAAAAAGUGAGGACCUCUCGCCCCAUCGACUGUCAGUGAAGACAUCUGUGGAGGAAGAGCCUGAGAGAGCAGAGAGCACUCUGAGUCGAGUGCCGUCCGUCAAUGAUGACACAUCCUCUGAGCUACAGCGGGUGGCCACCAUUGAGCCCAAUGGGGUCAACUCCCGCAACUCUUUCCGUGGCAGAGGGGCCAUGUCACGGUUGGUGAAUUUGGUGGUGACUCUGCGAGAAUGGGCUCACAAGAGCCUGAGGGAGGAGGAGGAGCGGCCAGAUUCCUUCCUGGAGCGUUUCCGUGGGCCAGAGUUGCAGGCCGCCCCAAGUCGCAACAGUAACGAUGGCAAGGGGGACUCGAAAAAAAAAUCAAGCAUCUUUGUUGUGGCAGCCUCAGAUGAUUUCUACUAUCGCUGGCUGUUUGUAAUUUCUCUGGCCGUGCUUUACAACUGGUGUCUCUUGGUGGCAAGGGCUUGCUAUGAUGAGCUGCAGAUGACUAACUGGAUCAUCUGGCUGGUGUUCGACUACGUCACAGAUGUUGUCUACAUUAUGGACACCUUUGUUCGGCUGCGAACAGGCUUUCUGGAACAGGGUCUCCUGGUAAAGGACCCGAAAAAGCUGAGGGACAGCUACAUCCACACACUGCAGUUUAAGCUGGAUGUGGUGUCCAUCAUUCCCACUGACCUGGCCUAUUUCGCAACAGGCAUCCACACUCCCCAGUUACGCUUCAACAGGCUGCUGCGCUUCCCCCGAAUGUUUGAGUUUUUCGACCGCACCGAGACACGCACCAACUACCCCAACAUCUUCCGUAUUUGCAACCUGGUGCUCUACAUCCUGGUCAUUAUCCACUGGAAUGCCUGCAUCUACUUUGCAAUAUCCAAGUCACUGGGAUUUGGCUCUGACACGUGGGUGUACCCCAACACCUCAAACCCAGAGUAUGGCUCACUGACCCGUAGCUAUGUCUACUGUCUGUACUGGUCUACCCUCACACUCACCACCAUUGGGGAAAUGCCAGCGCCUGUCCGGGAUGAAGAGUAUCUGUUUGUGGUCUUUGACUUCUUGGUGGGUGUGCUGAUCUUCGCCACGAUUGUGGGUAACGUGGGUUCCAUGAUUUCGAACAUGAAUGCCACGCGAGCAGAGUUCCAGGCUCGCAUCGACGCCAUCAAGCACUACAUGCAGUUCCGGCGAGUCAGCAAAGAGCUGGAAGUACGCGUUAUCAAGUGGUUUGACUACCUGUGGACCAAUCAGAAGGCGGUGGAUGAGCAGGAGGUGCUGAAGAACCUGCCCAACAAGCUUCGGGCAGAGAUUGCUAUUAACGUGCACCUGGAAACCCUAAAGAAAGUACGAAUCUUCCAGGACUGUGAGGCCGGGUUGCUGGUGGAGCUGGUACUCAAGCUCCGUCCCCAGGUCUUCAGCCCCGGCGACUACAUCUGCCGCAAGGGCGACAUCGGCAAGGAGAUGUACAUCAUCAAGGAGGGCCGGCUGGGGGUGGUUGCAGAUGAUGGCGUCACACAAUUUGCUCUCUUGACAGCCGGGAGCUGCUUCGGCGAGAUCAGUGUCCUCAACAUCCAGGGCAGCAAAAUGGGUAACCGGCGAACGGCCAACAUACGGAGCUUAGGCUACUCUGACCUCUUCUGCCUGUCCAAGGAUGACCUGAUGGAGGCCGUGACGGAGUACCCCGAUGCCAAGCGCGUGCUGGAGGAGAGGGGGCGGGAAAUCCUGGAGAAGGCGGGGCAGCUGGACGAGAACGCGGCCAGCAGACCAGUGGUGGAGGAGGUGGAGGAUAAGGUGGUGCGGCUGGAGAACUCAUUGGACACGCUGCAGACGCGCUUCGCCCGGCUGCUCAACGAGUACGCGUCCACACAGCAGAGACUCAAGCAGCGCAUCACUGUGCUGGAGCAGCAGCAGCAGCACACUGGACCUGUGCUAGAGAGAGAGAGAGAGAGAGAGAGAGAGAGAGAGAGAGAGAGAGAGAGAGAGAGAGAGAGAGAGAGAGAGAGAGAGAGAGAGAGAGAGAGAGAGAGAGAGAGAGAGAGAGAGAGAGAG
Molecule: messenger RNA, 2055 nt
Organism: Conger conger (European conger)
Lineage: Eukaryota; Metazoa; Chordata; Actinopteri; Anguilliformes; Congridae
Product: cyclic nucleotide-gated olfactory channel-like
Exons: 7
Biological process (GO): monoatomic cation transmembrane transport
Cellular component (GO): plasma membrane; intracellular cyclic nucleotide activated cation channel complex
Molecular function (GO): cGMP binding; intracellularly cGMP-activated cation channel activity; protein-containing complex binding
Source: RefSeq, a predicted model, not a curated record